AUGCCAUCAAACAUUCCAUUCUAUUCGUUGUUACUAGUGGUAUUACUAGCAACGCUAGCCUUAUUUGUUUCUCCAACGCAUUUAACACCCCAACAAGAACAAGAACAUCAAAAUCAAAAGCAGAAGAAUAGUGGCUUUAGGGUGAAGCUCAAGCAAGUCGAUUCAGGUAAGAACUUGACGCAGUUUGAGCGAAUACAAGAUGGGAUAAAGCGUGGACAACACAGACUACAAAAGAUCACAAAUAGAUCGUCAUACCAUGAUUUACGUGCAAUUUCAAGUCCAGUUAGUCCUCGAGAUGUAAGCAUUUUCUCCAUAGAGUUCUCAAUUGGUACGCCACGAAAGACCCAAUCAGUAUUGUUGGACACUGGGAGUGACUUGCUAUGGAUUCAAUGCGAGCCUUGUAUUAAUUGUUAUAAACAAAAUAAUCCGAUUUUUUAUCCGAAUCAAUCAUUGAGUUUCAUUAAUUUGUCAUCUUCAAGUGAAUUAUGUAAAGCAUUGCCGGAACUAGUACCCACUGAUGAGGGGUGUGAGUAUUACUAUAAAUAUCUUAAAGGCUCUUACACAAGUGGAAUUAUGGCUCGUGAGAACUUUACAUUUGGAGAUGUUAUUGUUCCAAAUAUUGGGUUUGGUUGUGGAGUAGACAAUGAAGGACGUGGCUUCUCACCAGGGUCUGGUAUUGUUGGUCUUGGUCGCGGACUCUUAUCGCUUGUUUCGCAGCUAAAAGAGACUAAGUUCGCUUACUGCUUGCCCUCCUUUGACGACCCCAAUAAUAGUGGUACACUUUGGAUUGGUUCACUUGAAAGAAUCUUAAUCGGUGAACUCAAAACAACUCCUUUGAUUGGUAACUGGUUCGAGCCAUCUCAUUAUUAUAUUUCACUUAGAGGAAUCUCAAUUGGUGGCACUAAAAUAAACAUCGAGAAAUCAAUAGCACUUAAAGAUGAUGGCACUGGUGGUAUAUUCAUAGACUCAGGGACACCGGUAACCCAUUUAGAAGAGAAUGCUUAUGGUUUGGUAAGAGAUGAGUUCAUAAAAAAAUUCAAGCUUUCUGAGGACAAGUCUGGCUUGUACGUGUUCGAUCUCUGCUUUAAUUUUCCCAAUGAGGGAUUGGUCAAAGUGGAGGUCCCUGAAUUGAUAUUUCAUUUUCAUGGAGCAGAUUUGUAUUUGCCAACAAAGAAUUAUAUGAUUGAAGAUAAGAAAAAUCGAGUUAUGUGCUUGGGUAUAUUUCCUUCAAAGGACUUAUCUAUGUUUGGUGCUCUUCAGCAGCAAAACGUGUUGGUGAUCCAUGAUCUUAAGGAGGAGACCUUAUCAUUUCUUCCUACAGAAUGUGAUCAGUUGUGA
Messenger RNA from Tripterygium wilfordii, 1338 nucleotides. RefSeq names its product aspartic proteinase nepenthesin-1-like. The transcript has a single exon. The coding region runs from base 1 to 1338 and encodes 445 amino acids. Gene Ontology annotation, molecular function: aspartic-type endopeptidase activity. Lineage: Eukaryota; Viridiplantae; Streptophyta; Magnoliopsida; Celastrales; Celastraceae. The record is from RefSeq and is a predicted model, not a curated record. Gene Ontology annotation, cellular component: extracellular region. Gene Ontology annotation, biological process: proteolysis.